This is a messenger RNA of Hypanus sabinus (Atlantic stingray), 5616 nucleotides long. Its product is annotated as snake venom vascular endothelial growth factor toxin ICPP-like. The transcript has 7 exons. The record is from RefSeq and is a predicted model, not a curated record. Gene Ontology annotation, cellular component: membrane. Gene Ontology annotation, molecular function: vascular endothelial growth factor receptor binding; chemoattractant activity; growth factor activity. Lineage: Eukaryota; Metazoa; Chordata; Chondrichthyes; Myliobatiformes; Dasyatidae. The coding region runs from base 51 to 569 and encodes 172 amino acids. Gene Ontology annotation, biological process: vascular endothelial growth factor signaling pathway; positive regulation of angiogenesis; positive regulation of protein phosphorylation.
CAGGUUUCACUGCCUGAUCUCCUCAUCCGACGCCUCCCGUCUCGGUUCCCAUGAAGAGUCCCGGGACCGUACAGCGACGUGUGGGUUCGGCUCUCCGCCGCGUUCCGCUGCCGUUGCUGCUUCUAUCAGUUUGUCAGCUGUCCAGCCAGGCUCCAGGAGUUGUCCCGUUUGAGGAGGUCUGGAACCGCAGUUAUUGCCGGACCAUUGAGGUGCUGGUGGACGUUGUACGGGAGUAUCCGAGUCAGUCAGAGUACAUCUUCAAACCCUCCUGUGUCCCUCUCCUGCGGUGUGCUGGCUGCUGUGGGGAUGAGAAGCUUCGCUGUACAGCCCGAGAAAUGUACAACGUGACUAUACAGGUCAUUAAGUUAAAACCUUUGGAGCAUGUGACCAAACAGGAGGAGAUGAUCUUCACGGAACACAGCAGUUGUGAAUGCCGACCACGGCGGAAGCGAUUGAAAGGCGACAGAAGCAGCAAGAGGAAAGGCCACAGGAGGAGGACCAAGCUGGAAGAUGAGCCAGAACUCAACCAAUGCCCCAUCAUGAGGAGGAAACAGCCCCAGACAGCCUGAGAAGAGGAUGAUGGUGGCCACUGGACCCGGGGGGGCUGUGAUUAUUGUCUGAGCCAUGGAGUGAUGUUGAGAAGGAGUCUCAGUGUUAAUGAACAAUUGGUGAUGGAUACCUUGUGCUGCUAUGACAGAGAAAGGGAGGGGAUUAAACCUUGUCCUUUCUGAUGUGACUACACUUGGUGAACGGGAGUCCCUUCACUGAGAAGGUGGAAGGGGCUGGUGGCAGAGAAGUUGGACAGUAAGGACGGGUCCCUUUGACAACUUUCAACUCAUCCCAGAACUGCUUCCUUCUGCCAAACUGAAGUAUCUCUUCAUUGGAGAGAAUUGCUUAUCAUCAACAAUGCAAGUGUGCUGUAGAAAGCACAGGCAGCAUUCCCUAUAAGUAUUUAAAUUACAGUCAAACAUUCGAGUGCUGCAUUUGAAAAAGUUUGUGUCUGAGUCUGUUUUUAAAUUCCUAUCAAUUUUAAUUCCAAUGAAACAAUGAAGAUGACUUCUCCUUGUAGACUGCUCAGCAUGGUUUACAGACAGUGAUGCAUUUUGAACAGCACAGGACAAUUGCCUUUUGCCCAAUGGUGGAGGCACACUGAUAGCACAGCUGACCCGGGUUUGAUCCUGACCCCAGGCGCAGUCUGGUAAAUCUCUGUAUCUACACAGAUUUCCCCAGUUUCUCUGGUUUCUUCCCACAUCCCAAACAUGUGGGUUAUUACAUUAAAUGGUCACUGUAAAAUGUCCCUAGUGAUUGGAAUAUGGAGAGAAUAGUGUGAGUGAAGUGGGGGGCUUCUUGUUGGCAUAGAUUGGAUGGACUGAAGGGCCUGUUUCCAUACUAUACAGCUCUCUAUUAAUCAUUGUUUAACAUUAAUCAUUGUUUAACAGCAUGGUUCAAUCAGUCCCUGCCACCCAAUUGCACCCAUGUGACCAAUUAACCCGUAUGUUUGUGGGUAAACUGGAGAACUGGCAGGAAACCCAUGGGGUCAUGGGAAGAGCAUAUAAACUCCUUAUAAACAGCAGUGGGAAUUACUAGAGGAAGCUGAUGUAUGGUGGGACAGUGACUCAUUGGCCACUGUAUAUUGUAGAUGGGUGGCAGGAGAACCAAGACGGAGGUUGGUGGGCAUGUGUGAGGGAAUGGGCCUUAAAGAAAUAGGAUUGUUGUGAGAAACCAGCGUUGUCUAGAUGGACCAAAAAUCCACCCCCUGUGUCAGAAGGAAAUGUAGGUAGAGACAGGCUUAGCAUUCUAGUCUCCUCCUGAGUCGUAAGAAAAUAUGAGAAACGUGAGGAGCCAGGAGACAGUCUAUAUCAUUCCAAACACUUAAUCCAGGCUGGUGUGUAGUGAUCCCUGCUGUUGUUUGGUUCUGCAAAACAGUGUAACACCUGCCAUCCAUUCAGUCUUUGUUUCCUGCUCUAACCAGCAUGAAGGAAUUUCCAAGCUAAUGGACAUAGUACCUAUCAGAUUUGCUUGUGUUUUAUGAAUAUGUAGACUGAAUCCAGUCCUGCAUGUACUUGUGCGGCAAUGUUUGAUCUUUCUUUACUGACUGUAUCUCAUUCCUGUUCAAACCACAGCACACAGUCAGGAAUCAUACAUUCAGAUCUAGGUCUAGAUCGGAAUGCAACAAUAACCUGCAUUGAAGAGGACAUGAUAUCACAAAGCAUUUUAUAGGACUGUUUCCAAACAAGGUUUGAGGCCAAAAGAGACAACAGGAUACAAGACUAACAGUAUUAACCAGAACAUUGGAGGAAGAUGGGCAGCUGAGCUGAUGUGGUACAGGUGUACAAGAUGAAGAUUAAAAAUGAGAUCUGGGACCAUGGCAGAAUUUAAAAAGGAGGGUGAAAAUCUUAAAAGUCAAAUUGCUGUUUAACCAGGAUCUCAUAAUGUUAUCAAGUAGAUGGGUGAUGGUUGAGCAGUACUGAUGUACAAGGUUGGCCGGAAUAAUGAAUAUAGAACAUAUGUUACAGGCCCUUUGGCCCAUGAUGUUGUGGCAACCUUUUAAACUACUAAAAAAAACAAUCUAACCCUUCCCUCCAUUUUAUUUUCAUCAAUGUGCGUAUCUAAGAAUCUUCAAAAUGUUCCUGAUGGAUCUCCCUCUACCACCAGUCUGUGUUAAAAAACACAAAAAAACCUCCCUCUUAUGUUCCCAACCCACCCCCAUACUUUCCUCCAAUCACUUCAAAAUUACACCUGCUCGUAUUACUCAUCUCCACCCAGAAACAAUCUCUGGCAGCAAAUAUGACAAAUGUAUUUAUAAUAAUCCAACACGCAUAUCGAAGUACAAGUGCUGUAAACCUGUGGCACUUUAUAGAGACACUGCAAGGAAGCUGAUAUUGUAAGGAGGGAUGGGGGAAGUGCAUUUGUUAGUGAUAUAGGAGUUUUGAACUGGAACUCCAUAACUAACCUUCUCUGCCUCUCCCUCAUCAUUAAAACCUACUCUUUAACCAACCUCCUAAUCUGGCUCAGUAUUGAACCUCAUUAGAAGCAACUUUGGGUUAAUUUUAAAGUUUCUUAAAGUAGGGAUUGCACAGUGGAGCAGCAGUUAAUGACCUCCAGUGCUGUCUAUGUGAAGUUUGUAUUUUCUCCCUGUGAAUAGAACAUAGCCUCUUCUUCCCUUGGUCCACUCUCCUCUCCUAUCAGAUUCCUUCUUUUCCAGCCCUUUGCCUUUCCCACAGACCUGGCUUCACCUUCUAGCUCGCCUCCUUUCCCUCCCCCCACCACCUUUUUAUUUUGGCAUCUACCCCUUUCCUUUCCCACCCUGAUUAAAUAUUUUCGCCUUUAGUGUCAACAAUUUAUUAAUUUCCACAGAUGCUACCUUACGUGCUACAUUCCUCCAGUGUUGUGUGUGUGUUGCUCUGGAUUUGAAGCAUCUGCAGAAUUCCUUGUGUUUAUAGAACAUUACAGCUCAGUACAGGCAUGUUGGCCCACAAUGCUGUGCAAAUCUUUUAACCCAUUCUGAAAUAAGUUUAACUCUUUUAUCCCACAUAGCCCCCCAUUUUUCUAUCAUUCAUGUGACUAUCUAACAGUUUCUUAAAUGCCCCUAAUGUAUCUACCUCUACAACCAACCCCAGCAGUGUGUUCCAUGUACCCACCACUCCCUGGUUUUCUGGUUUACUCCCACAUCCCAAAGGUAUGCAGUUUGGCUAGUUACUCUGCUGUAAGUUACACCUAGUGUAGGUGGAUGGUGAAGGAAUUGAUCAGCAUGUGAAAGACAGGGUAACGGAAUGAGGAAUGGGGCUGAGAGGAUUUGCUGUGACAGCUGUCAUUGACUCAAUGCGCCAGGUGGCCUCUAGGUUGAGGAAUUUUGAAAAUGUGAGAAAUAAAAUCGGAACCAAUCAGAGUUGUGGGAUCUGACUGGAAAUAAGGGCCAUGCCUACCUAUAUAAUGUUGAGUUGCAAACAAUAUGCUGGAGGAACUCGAGACUUCAGCAACUACUGUUGGGGGAAAGUAAUCAUCAAUGUUUCAGCUUGAAAUUUCUGGCCCAAAAUGAGCUCCAACAUGUUACUUGUUGCUCCAGAUUCCAGCAUCUGCAGUCUCUCGUGUCUUGUGUGGAAUAUUCAGUUGCUUAUCCUGUUCAGACAAAAAGGCAAGACACUGCAAAAUGUACCAGAGGGGCAAGCCUUGAUUUCCGUUUUAACCCUUUAAACCCACCACACACAUCUCACACAAGAAACCUUGUGACUGCAAAUCACUAAACUGCACAUAAAAUAUCGGAGAACUAGGCCUUUCAGCCCAUUGAUUCUGCUUUGCCAUUUGAUUGUGGCUGAUUUAUUUUCCCUCUCAGUCCCAUUCUCAUGCCUUCUCUCUGUUACUUUUGACCCCCUUACUAAUUAUGUAUCAGCCUCUGUUUUAAGUAUACUCAAUGACUUGCCCUCCAGAGAUGGCUCUGGAAAUAAAUUCCACAGAUUCACCAUUCUCUGGCAAAAGAAUUUCCUUCUCAUCCUUGUUCUAAAGGGACAUCCUGACAUGCUGGAAAUUUAAACAAAAUCAGAAAUCAGCUGGAAAUGUUAAUUCUGUUUCUUUCUUCACAAAUGCUACCUGGCCUGUUGAGUCUUUCUGCCAUUUUCUGUUUCAAUACUAGUGGUGAUGUUCACAUACAAAAUUGACAUUUAGUUUAUUUUAUGUUGACUGCCUUACUUAGUUGAAAUUAAGGCAUCUCAUUAAUAAUUGAAAAGUUCUCCCUAACAACUAACAUUACCUGGUAGACCUACUCCCCCUUUUAAGAGGAGUGCAGUUCUAUAGAUAUUAGCUGUCCACUAUUUAACUUAACUAGAGUCAACUGGGGACUUGAUUUAUAUAUAUAUAUACACAAUAUCGUGUAUGGAGCAGGACGCAGUUUAGCUGUGAUAUUCAGUUCAUUGACCCGAAUCAGGUUUAUUAUCAUGACAUAUGUUGUUUUGCAGCAGGCAGCAGUACAGAAUAAUAAAAACCAUAAAUUAUAUCAAAUAAGUUAUAUCAAUAAUUAUAUCAAAUAUCAAAUAAGUAGUGCAAAAAACAGAGGGAAAAAAUACUCAGGAAGUGUUCAUGGGUUCAUUGUCUGUCUGAUGGUGGACGGGAAAGAAGCUGUUUCUGAAACAUUGAGCGUGAGUCUUCAGGCUCCUGUACCUCCUCCUUGAUGGUAGCAAUGAGAAGCGGGCAUGUGCUGGGUGAUGGGGGUCCUUAAUGAUGGAUACCACCUUUUUGAGGCAUCACCUUUUGGAUGCUGGGAGGCCAGUACCCAUGGUGGAGCUGUCUGAGUUUACAACUUUCUGCAGCUUUUUCUGAUCCUGUGCAGUGGCCCCUCCACACCAGACUGUGGUGCAACCAGUUCGCAUGCUCUCCACAGUACAUCUGCAGAGACUUGAGGGUUAAUACUGCUUGGGUUGAUACGGAGUCAGUUGAACUGGCUAAGAAGAGCUUAUACACACAAAAUGCCAUGUCCUUGGAAAACUGGUCUCUUGAUUCUAGACCCAGAUACAAGCUUAUUAUAGAAUAUUGUGAAUCAUUAUUUUUACUGGAAAAGAAAUUAGAGGUUAAAAUGUACCAAUGCUUAUUACCCUGCAAAAUUAAAACGUGUUAUUUGAAUAA